This is a messenger RNA of Hirsutella rhossiliensis, 1653 nucleotides long. RefSeq names its product NTF2-like protein. The transcript is spliced from 3 exons. NCBI's taxonomy places the organism in Eukaryota, Fungi, Ascomycota, Sordariomycetes, Hypocreales, Ophiocordycipitaceae. The coding region runs from base 1 to 1653 and encodes 550 amino acids. The record is from RefSeq and is a predicted model, not a curated record.
AUGGCUGCUGUUGCGACAUAUGAGCAGUUCCUGGCCGCCCCCAGCUCCUCGCUGUUGGCGGACAAGGCCACGCUGCACUAUGUCACCACCACGACGACCUUCUCCGGCGCCACUGACAUCCUCAAGCACCUCAACUCGCUGCAGAGGCAGAUCAAGAAGAAAAAGCAGAAUGUCCUCGGCGUCAUAGACGGCAACAACGUCAUCGCUCUCGAGGUUGACACGGACCUCGAGUUCCUCACGAGCGGCGGACCCUACCUGCCAGGCCUCGACGACAACUUUUUGUCCGAUCGCACGGCCUACCUCCCCAUCAUGCACAUUGUCGCUUUCGACGCUGAUGGCAAAAUCAUCCAAAUGCGCCAGCAAUGGGACCAGGGCUCGCUUCUCAAGCAGCUCGAAAUAAUUGGCAAGACGGGUCGCAAUUGGCCAAUCAAGGACAGCAGGGAGCAACUCUCCAUGAUUCGCGCCUGCCUCGAAUCGGCUGGUCUGGCCUCUUCUUCGGCCAACCAAAGCCACAACGACGUCGUCAUUCGAACUCGUGGUCUGUCGGCCAAUGCCCUCCGCGAUCCUCACGCGUCGCUCGAGCUCUUCGCCCCGCGCGAGCAGAUCGAGGCUGCCGAGCCGGCUUCCGUCGUAUCGCCUUAUGCGGGCAAUCGACCCCGGCAGCGCGGCUUCACCGAGAUUCUGGGCGAUGAGCCCCAGGGUGAGGAAGCUCACAAUGCCCUUCGUGACCGAUCCGUUUCGCCUAGCAAGGUCGGCCAGGGCAAGAACUACCAACCCAUGCGGAUUUUUGAUGGCCAAGAGCAUCACGAGGAGGUUGAGGAUGAAACUUCCGAGGCAAAGGGUACAAAAUCGUACAUCCGCCCGAAUCCUCGCAAGUACGAACACUUUGAUUUCGCCGACGGUUCUGACCCUCAGGACAAAUCCAAGGCUGGCAUGGGCCUGAAGGAUCAAACCAAGUCCAAGCACAACAGCCAAUGGUCGUUUGAUGAUUUCGUCACCCCCCAGAAGCCGAAGCCGUCCAAGACCUACCGCCAUCAGGAUACCCGCAGCUGGGAUACCGAGGACGACGGCGAGAGCGUGUCCCGCCAGGAGCGGCCAGGCAAGCCUCGGGGCUCGGUGCACAACGAGGGCCUCGGACUGUACAAGAACAACAUCAAUCGCGAUGACGCUACCCCGGGGCCCCAGCGUGCCUUGGGUAACAUCACCAAUCUCAAGGACCGCACCAAGGACUUUGACCCCCACUUCGCCAUGACCGACGACUCCCCUUCGGCACAGCAGCAGCAGCCGCAGGCCGUCCCUGAGGGUCGCCAGAAGGCAGUCAAGAUGAUGGACGCCAACUGGUCCUCUUACGACCAGUCCCCCUCGUCCCAGAAGGAGAACCAGCCGCGGCCCAGUCAGGCCAAGGGUGGAUCCCGGAUCCACAUCGCCGGCGACGGCAUGGGGACCAAGAAGGGCGGCAGCCGAGACCUUUUGCCGGCCGGCGAAAACGGGGACAAGGAGGGCAUCCACAUCGCCGGCGACGGCAUGGGAGGCAAGAAGGGCACUGACAGGAACUGGCUCUUUGGUGGCGACGAAGAAGGUGAGGCCCCCAAGGCGACCACGUCACGGAAAGGCAACGGGGCAGCGGCCGCGAAGAGCUUUUGGGCUUUUUAG